Molecule: messenger RNA, 2266 nt
Organism: Drosophila novamexicana
Lineage: Eukaryota; Metazoa; Arthropoda; Insecta; Diptera; Drosophilidae
Gene: Atg18a
Product: WD repeat domain phosphoinositide-interacting protein 2
Exons: 6
Coding region: 190-1539 (449 amino acids)
Biological process (GO): autophagy of mitochondrion; nucleophagy; protein lipidation
Cellular component (GO): extrinsic component of membrane; phagophore assembly site membrane; cytosol
Molecular function (GO): phosphatidylinositol-3-phosphate binding; protein binding; phosphatidylinositol-3,5-bisphosphate binding
Source: RefSeq, a predicted model, not a curated record
AGGCCCAUACCUAGUGCAAAACAUAGCAAAAACAAUUGCGCGAUAGAAAUUAUUUGAGAAAUACAAUUAUUUAGCCAGUUUUAACAAUAGAACCAUUGUACUGUGUUAGUGCACACGCUGUCCAACUUUUUGCCCGUGCAUAUAAAGUGUUUUUGUCAAAAGCCAAAGAACACAGCGACAGACAACACAAUGAUGAGCCUGCUAGGGCGACCCGAUGUGGAUGCGGGCGAGGUGUUUGUCAACUUUAAUCAAAACAUAACUUCACUGGCAGUGGCCACCAGCGGCAGCUACAGCCUGUAUAGCCUGGGCUCUGUGGACUCCACGCUGGAUAAAAUCUACAACACAAAAUGCGAUGAUCUAUUCUUGAUCGAGCGUCUGUUUGAGAGCUCUCUCGUUGCCAUCGUGUCGCAGCGUGCGCCGCGCAAGCUGAAGGUGUGUCAUUUCAAGAAGCAGAGCGAAAUCUGCAAUUACUCGUACUCGAACACAAUUUUGGCCGUGAAGCUGAAUCGCGAACGCUUGAUUGUCUGCCUGGAGGAAUCGCUCUACAUACACAAUAUCCAGGACAUGAAGGUGGUGCACACCAUACGCGACACGCCCUGCAAUCAGUUGGGCUUGUGUGCGCUCUCAUCCUCGUCGGAGCACUGCUAUUUGGCCUAUCCGGGCAGCGUUACGGCUGGCGAGGUGCAAAUAUUCGAUGCCAUCAAUUUGCAUGCCAAGACAAUGAUACCCGCACAUGAUACACCGCUGGCGGCGAUUGCGUUCAGUCCGUCGGGCACGGAGAUUGCCACGGCCAGCGAGCGUGGCACCGUCAUACGUGUGUUCAGCUCCCAGGACGGCAGUCGACUGUUCGAGCUGCGUCGCGGCCUCAAGCGUUGCGUCUCGAUUGUCUCGCUCUCGUUUAGCACUUGCGCCGAGUAUUUGGUCUCCAGCUCGAACACGGAGACGGUGCACAUAUUCCGCUUGGAUCGCAGCGCUGCCGAGAACAAUGACCAUGGGAAACAGUCGAGCGACGAUUGGAUGGGUUACUCGUUUUUUAGAUUCUUGAGCAAAACGGUCACCAGCUACUUGCCCACGCAGGUGACCGAUGUGUUUAGCCAGGGGCGGGCCUUUGCAUCGGUCACCCUGCCGGAGGCGGGUGUGCGACGCAUGUGCGCCAUAACCACCAUACAGAAGCAGCUAAGACUAUUGAUUGCCUCGCAGGAUGGGUAUUUGUAUGUCUAUUCCAUACCCUCGAUUGAGGGCGCAGAGUGUCAGCUAAUAAAGCGGCAUGAUUUGCGUUUGGACGAUAGCUAUGCCAUGGAUGUUAAAGUUGAUUCAACUCAUCAUGCUCUAGGUCUGAACAGUAAUGUUUCCAUUGGCGGUGCGGCCGGGGUGCCAAGUGCUGCCGCCGCUGCCGCGGCUGCUUCUGGUGGUGCUGGUGGCGAUGGCAAAUCUACUGAAAAGCCGGGCAGCUCGACGGGCGGCGGCAACGCAGGCGCCAGCUAUGCCUCGGCUGUUAAGGGCGAUGAACCGGCUGGUGGCGCCUCAUCCUCCACUUAGGUGCAAUUCAAACAACAACAACAACAACCGCAACUGGUAGCAAAAAAUGAUAUAGGAAAAGAAGAAAAACUCACUCCUCAAAGUACUAAGGACGACGAUGAUAAAGUGAUUGGAUUUGGGUCAUGCAGCUGGCGACGACUUUGGAGGCGGUAGCUCUGUGGCGUCAAACAAAAAAUAAAGUAAAUAAAUGAAUAGGUCUUAGACUUAGCUUUUAACGUAAUCAAUGAUGAUUCUUCCUCGGUUUAUAAGUAAAAAAGUUAAAAUGCAAAAAAAAAAAAACCCCUUAACGCAUAAAUGAGUGAACACGCCCUCUUCCCCCCCUGCCGCAAAACAAUUUUUGUUAGUUAUAAGUUCUGUUCGUGGCGCUGCCAUUAAUAGGAGAAAUGCUUUUGUCAUACAAUCUUAAGUUAGCUGUUAUAUUUUUUAAUAAUUUGAACAUUCAAAUUUCUUAUUAAUAAAAUUGCCUUUGUAAAUUUACAUGCAUAUAUUUUUCAUUUGAGCCCUUGACAAUCCACCGAAAGUUAAUAAUUUGCUGUAAUUUUUGCGUUAAUUAAAACAAUACUCAACAUUAGCACACUUAUUGUUAUAUUGCCAAUUUAACUAAUAUUAUAAUUAUAUCAAAAUAAUCAAAGUAACAAGAGAUUGAGUGAAAACAUUAAAAUUGAAGAGUGUGUAUUGGAGGAACAAUUUUCGGCAUAUAUAGUAAAUAUAUAUACAUAUAUUUUGU